Molecule: messenger RNA, 1993 nt
Organism: Setaria italica (foxtail millet)
Lineage: Eukaryota; Viridiplantae; Streptophyta; Magnoliopsida; Poales; Poaceae
Exons: 2
Coding region: 245-1417 (390 amino acids)
Source: RefSeq, a predicted model, not a curated record
UCACCGUCUCACUCCCCCGUCCCCGUCUCCGUCUCCGAAGAGAAGAAAGCACCGAGUCGCCGGAGAUGGCCGACGCCGGCGAGCCUCCUGCGAGCCAGAACCAUAAGUGCUAGGACAGUGUAGGUGCGUAGACACCGUUCGGUUGUAAGCAACGCACGCGGCGGGCGUCAUUCUUGGUCUGUUGAGUGAGGACGGCGGUGGUUGGGUCUUGGGUGGAAGAGGGUGCGGUGGUUGCCGGCGGUCGAUGACGUUUCUGUUCCCGGUCAGGAGUCAGCAGGGAGGCGCGAUGGAGGGCAGGCCGCCGGCGCCGGCGAGGGUAUCGUCGAUGUUCCGGCGGCUGAUGGUGCGGGUGACCCCGGCCGAGCGCCUGGCCGCGGAAGGCAAGGAGAGGGAGAGGGAGAAGGACGAGAGGCCGCCGCCGGCCGCCGGGGCGGAGGUGGAGGUGGGGUCGGUGGGGCUGGACCGGAUGGUGCUGAGCUUCAUGGAGGACUCCGCGGCCGUGGCGGAACGGCCCCCGCGCGGGCGCUGCGCCGGCAACUGCUUCAACGGCAACCAGGACGGCAGCGACGACGAGGACUUCGACUUCCUCCCCUCCGCCUCCGCCCCCACCGCCGCGCCGGCCGCGACCGGCGACGCCUUGGAGCUCCUCAAGGGCCUGGUGCAGUGCGCGAGCACGGCGGAGCGGAACCUCCUCGCCGACGCGUCGCGGAUCGCCGAGCGCUGCGGCAAGGGCGGCGGCGGCUCCGGCCGGAAGAAGGCGGACGUCCGGCGGGCGGUGGCGGACGGUCUCCGCGCUCUCGGGUACGACGCGGCGGUGUGCGUGUCGCGGUGGGACAAGGCGCCCUCCCACCCGGCGGGGGAGCACGAGUACAUCGACGCGGUGGUGGCAGGGUCCGGGGCGGCGUCGGUCCGGCUCAUGGUGGAGGUGGACUUCCGGUCGGAGUUCGAGGUGGCGCGGCCCACCAAGGUGUACCGGGCGGCGCUGCAGGCGCUGCCGCCGCUGUUCGUGGGCACCCCCGACCGGCUCGGCCGGGUCGUGGCCCUCGUCGCCGACGCCGCGCGGCAGAGCCUCCGGAAGCGCGGCCUCCACUUCCCGCCGUGGCGAAAGCCCGAGUACAUGCGCGCCAAGUGGCUGUCCCCGCACGCCCGCGCCGGCGUCCCGGACACGCCGCCGCUGACGACAACGCUCGCCACGCCGGUGUCCGCCGCCAGCUUCUCCGGCGAGUUCGAGCUGCGGUUCGACGAGAAGCCGAAGGCGCCCGACGGCACCGCCCGCGAAGACGGGGAGGAGAAGAAGAUCACUGUGGUGGUGUCCCCGUCGCCGUCGCCGUGGCACCCGGUGGAGGCCGAGGCGAGCGCGACGAGCCCGCCGCAGGCCAAGGGGAAGGUGGUGACGGGGCUCGCCUCCGUGCUCUGAUUCUGAACCAGCACGGCGGCGGCGGUGGUGGAUCGAAUAACGCUAGCUAGCCGAUCACACCCAAGAACUCCCCAGUCCCCACCUCCACCCAAACUUUUUUUGGCGCCGAUCUUUUUUUUCCUCGCGUUUCUCGAUCCGUCCGAGGGCCGGCUCCAGGUGUUUUAGCGGUUUUCCGGCGCCUUGGAAACGAUAGAGAGAGAGAAAAAAACGCCUCCUUUUUGUCCGUUUUUUGUUCCUGCGAAGGUUUCCGUUUUCCGCCGCCGGGGUGAACGGAAGGAACCGGGGGUCGAGUUUUUGGUUCCUCGUCCCUCGUUGUUGUCGAGAGGAAGACGAAGAUGGAAGAACAAGCCUCACCGCCAUGAUCUGAAGCUGGAAGCUCUGAACUACUACUACCUGUAGUGCUGUACCAUAUCCAUCAGGUCAUGCCAGGCUUGUGAUUUCAAUUGAAGAGGUACUAGUAAAAAAAAAUUCUACUGCAGCUAUCGACUCUUUUUUUUUUCUCUUUCGAUUCUACUGUCCUACUACUGCAGUAAAAAAAAUUGAAGAGUACGUACGUACUGUACCUUGUUGCAAACA